AUUCCCAGUCAGCUGAGUAGCAAGUUGUUAGCACAUUCAAAUCUUCAUCAGUCUCACUCUUUUGGUAAGAAUGCCACCCAAGACUAGAAACAUUAAUAGAAGAGAAGUUGUUGAUGAGUCUGUUGCCGAACCUCAAGAAUCCCGUCAAAGAGGUCGAGUUCGUGUUCGAGGUCGACGUGGGGGUAAUGUUAGAGGUCGCGGGGCUAAUGCAAGUGGACGUGGUUUGGCUGCAGAAGUAUUCAAUGUUGAGGUGCCUAGAGGGAGGCGAGGAAAUCCAGCCAUGGAAGAAUAUAAUGCUGGUUUACUGGGAUUACAACAGAUUGUACAACAACUUGCUGGGGUUGUGGGACAACAACAACAACAACAGGGUAAUCAAGGGCAGCCAGCUGUUGGUGGUCAGCAAGAAGUUGGACAGGGUGAGCAGCAUGAGACAACUCAAGCAAGAGGGAUUGAGGUUACUUUAGAACAAUUCAUGAAGCUUAAACCCCCUACUUUUUCUGGGUCUGAUGCAAGUGAGGACCCACAACGUUUCAUUGACGGUCUAGAGAGGUUAUGGAGAGCAUUAGGAUGUUCAAAUAUAAGGGCAGUUGAAUUGGCAUCAUUUCAGUUGGAGGGUGUGGCAUAUGAUUGGUUUGAUACGGUGCCACAUGGAAGAGAGGUGGGAUCACCUCCAUUGGCAUGGGAUGAGUUCUGUCGAUUGUUUAUGGCCCGUUUUCUCCCAGAAAGUGUUAGAGAUAGUUUGGCUCAUGAGUUUGAGCGAUUUGAGCAAACUGAGGGAAUGUCAGUUUCUGAGUAUAGUGCUCGUUUUACACAACUUUCUAGACAUGCUCGCUACACUGUCACUGAAGAGACGCGUAUCAAAAAAUUCGUUAGAGGAUUGAGAGAGUACUUGUUUAGAUCUGUGGUUGGGUCUAAAUGUUCCACUUUUGCUGAGGUUUUGAGUUUGGCACUUCAAAUUGAGUAG
Trifolium pratense (red clover) is the source of this 964-nucleotide messenger RNA. RefSeq lists its product as uncharacterized. The coding region runs from base 71 to 964 and encodes 297 amino acids. Lineage: Eukaryota; Viridiplantae; Streptophyta; Magnoliopsida; Fabales; Fabaceae. The record is from RefSeq and is a predicted model, not a curated record. The transcript is spliced from 2 exons.